UCUCAUACCGUCCUCUAAAACCCUGCUGCAUCCUCUCUCUCUUACCCUUGCCGCGUUCAUCUUCUAAAACCCACUUUCGUCAUAUUCUUCUGAAUUCCUUCAUACAGGCAUUGAACACCGAAGAUGAAGAAGGAAGGGAGGAAGAAGCUGAAGGAUGAGGAUUUGAAGCCAGUAGAGAAAGAAGAUGUUGUGAAUGGAAAAGAAGUUCCUAGUGAUUCUGAGGACGACGGUGUAGAAAGUCCUGUCGUUUCGGAUGAUGAUUAUGGGAGCUUCUCUGAGGGUGACGAUUCUUCAAGGAACUCAGAUUCAGAAUCAGAAUCAGGAUCUGAACAGAGUGAAUUCUCGGAAGAUGAGGAUGAUGAGAACCCAAUCAACGAAGCUGAAGGUGAUUUGAGUGAUGGAGUUGAUGAUCAUAGUGAAGGAGAUCAAAGUGCAAGUGAGGAUUCUCGUGAAGUAGUUGAUGAAAGUGAUUCAUCAGAAGAUGAGGUUGGACCUAGGAACACUAUUGGUGAUGUUCCUUUGGAAUGGUAUAAUGAAGAAGAACAUAUUGGAUAUGAUGUUGCUGGAAAGAAAAUCAAGAAAAAGGAAAGACUAGAUAAACUCGAUUCAUUUCUAGCAAGAACAGAUGACUCAAAUAGUUGGCGCAAGAUCACAGAUGAUAUUGAAGAUGAGGAAGUUGAACUUACUAAAGAAGAAACUAAGCUUAUUCGCAGACUAUUGAAAGGACAUGCCCCUCAUGCAGACUUCGAUCCACAUGCACCUUAUGUUGAUUGGUUUGCAUGGGAUGGUGCUAAACAUCCACUCUCAAAUGCUCCAGAACCAAAAAGGCGUUUUAUUCCUUCAAAAUGGGAAAGCAAAAAGGUUGUUAAAUACAUCAGAGCAAUUAGAAAGGGACUUAUAACAUUCGAUAAGCCAAAAGAACAACCCCGUUUUUAUAACUUAUGGGGUGAUGAAUCUAGUUCAAAUGAAAAAGGACAUGGAUUAUCAUACAUACCUGCUCCCAAAACUAAAUUACCAGGCCAUGAUGAAUCGUAUAAUCCAUCUUUGGAAUAUAUUCCAACUCAAGAAGAGAUAAGUGGUUAUCAGCUUAUGUUUGAGGAGGACAGACCUAAGUUUAUCCCAAAACGGUUUACAUCUUUGAGAAGUGUUCCAGCUUAUGAAAAAAGUGUGAGGGAAACUUUUGAUCGUUGUUUGGACUUAUACUUGUGCCCUAGGGCACGAAAGAAGCGUAUUAAUAUAGAUCCAGAGUCUUUAAAACCCAAGCUUCCAAGUCGAAAAGAUCUUAAACCUUAUCCAACAACAUGUUAUCUUGAGUAUAAAGGGCAUAAAGGUCCAGUUUCUUCAAUUUGCACUGACACAUCUGGCCAGUAUAUUGCUUCUGGAUCACAUGAUGGAUCUGUUCGUUUAUGGGAGGUUGAAACUGGUAGAUGUAUCAAGAUUUGGGAAUUAGGUGAACCUGUGAAACAUGUUGCAUGGAAUCCUUUACCUGAGCUUCCUAUUUUAGCUGUUUCAAUGGGACAUGAUGUUUUUCUUUUGGACACUGGGCUUGAGAAAGAAGAACAUAAGAUGAUUUCAGAUCUUUUGCAUGUUGAAACUCCCACUUCCCCUGAUGAAUCUGAAACUGCAGUCAGUGUAAGCUGGUCUCAAUACGAUAAAUAUGAAGGAAUCAGGAUCACACACUUCAAGUCUGUUUCAUCUGUGGAAUGGCAUCGAAAAGGAGACUAUUUCUCUACUGUUAUGCCUGCAGGUGAAUCAAAAGCAGUAUUAAUACAUCUUCUAUCAAAGAAACUUACUCAAAGAUUACCCUUCAAAUUACAUGGUCUUCCUGUUUCUUCAACUUUUCAUCCUACAAGAUCAAUCUUUUUUGUUUCAACAAAAAAGAAUGUUAGAGUUUAUGAUUUAGUAAAGAAGAAGUUCAUCAAAAAGCUUGAAGCUGGAGUGCGUGAAAUCUCUUCUAUCUCCAUUCAUCCUGGUGGUGAUAAUGUUAUUGUGGGAAGUAAAGAUGGAAAGUUAUGUUGGUUUGACAUGGAUCUUUCAUCAAAACCUUACAAAGUUCUCAGAUCUCACAAUAAAGACAUAACAAAUGUGGCAUUCCAUCGCAACUACCCUUUGUUUGCAUCUUGUUCUGAUGAUUCCACAGCAUAUGUUUUCCAUGGCAUGGUUUACUCAGAUUUGAAUCAGAAUCCUCUUAUUGUUCCUUUGGAGAUUCUUCAUGGCCAUAGAGACACAAAUGGAAGAGGUGUGUUGGAUUGUAAGUUUCAUCCAAGGCAGCCAUGGUUGUUCACUGCAGGGGCUGAUUCUGUGAUCAAGCUCUUCUGCCAUUAAAAAACUCGGAAGAAAGUUUGAAAUGAUGAUAUGUUUGUCUUCAACAUCUCUACAAAAUGUGGAAUUGUUUUGUUUUGUGAUUUGUAGAAAAGCAUAUGGUUAUGGUUGUAGUUCAAUUUUGUUAUAUCAUUGUAGGAAGUGUGAGGGUUGACUUUUAGAUAUUUGUUAUUCCUAAAGAGCAUUCAAAGGGAUGGGAUUAUGUAUGUUUAUGAGUUUAUCUUAUGAAUGGUGAUUGCAUUUUGACAUA
Molecule: messenger RNA, 2572 nt
Organism: Lactuca sativa (garden lettuce)
Lineage: Eukaryota; Viridiplantae; Streptophyta; Magnoliopsida; Asterales; Asteraceae
Product: Transducin/WD40 repeat-like superfamily protein
Biological process (GO): ribosome biogenesis; maturation of LSU-rRNA from tricistronic rRNA transcript (SSU-rRNA, 5.8S rRNA, LSU-rRNA)
Cellular component (GO): PeBoW complex; preribosome, large subunit precursor
Molecular function (GO): ribonucleoprotein complex binding; protein binding
Source: RefSeq, a predicted model, not a curated record